UUAACGCAAUCUCAUUUAUCAUUGCGUGCAGAUUAACGGGAACGUUCUUUUUGCCUUCGGGAACUUUAUCACAGUCUUGGCAAUCUCCGUGGACCGCUACUUGGCCGUAGUCUGGUCGGCCCGCUUCCCUCCUUCCCAAUCAAGAACCAUCGUCUUUAUCGUCUUCUGUUGGGUCGCCGCCAUUGGAUCCUCCUUUCCCUCCUUAUUCGGAGUCGUCUCUGCGAUUGGGUAUCAGGAAAUUUCCCACAGCUGCUCUCCAGAGUGGCAGGAAGACUGUUUUUAUUCCACGAUCCUCAACGUCAUCAUCUAUGUAGUCAUCGUACCUACGAUGGUUUUCUGCUAUGUUGGUGUGUUCUUGAACGUGUGGCGUCAACAACGGUUGCUUAGGUCCUACGCCGACGAGAAACCUAGUAUCAUGAGCAACGUAUGUUCCGUAGAAGACAACGACGAUGACGACCACGACCAUGUGACCCAUACUGACCAUGACAUGCAAAUGGAUGACAUUGACCAGUCGAUUGAAGGACCUACCUGCUCGGAUCUUACUCCAGGGCCUAUGGACUACUCCCAGUCUUCAAACAUCGAGGAGCCUGACGCUGAACAUGAUGAAGGAGAAAACGAGGAGAAAAAGACUAUUCAACAGGAAAAUAUGAUGACAGGAAUCAAGAAAAAAGAUCGUAGGUCUAUGCAGAAGAAACUCAACGUUGACAAAAGAGUUGCUCUGACUGGAACCCUCCUGGUGCUAACCACCUUGGUCUGUUGGUCACCGUACUGCAUCGUCUACUCUUGUCUUCUAUCCAUCAACAUCCCCCAUUGGAUGGGCGUGGCCACGGUGUGGCUAGGUUACUCCAACUCCCUAUUCGACCCUCUAAUCUACUCGUUCAUGAAUAGACGAAUUGCAGCCCGUUAUCGUGACAUGUUCAGACGUUGGUCGGUUGGAUUGAAUGCAGUAAUCAGAUGUAACUCCGGAGAAGCAUGAUUUUUUUCCAUGACAAAUAUAUAUAAAUGUGUUUGUUGUCCUUUAAAAAGAAGGGGGAAAUAACGCCAAUAGGAAACGUAGUCUUCAUAUUUAAAUUGUAUCAAGAUAAAUAGAAAACUGUUUUGCGUUAUUAUCAUGAGACGCCGAAUGAAAUUUGAAUGUUUGAAAGCUCAUAAUAAUCACUAAUAGAUAAGAAUCGGCAGUUGUCGAAAUGGUCGUAAUUAUGAUAGUGAUGACAAAAUUGUAACGUUGAAUAAAUCUUGCUUCGUAUACACGUUAAGUGUCUAAAUAAUAUGAU
Molecule: messenger RNA, 1274 nt
Organism: Strongylocentrotus purpuratus (purple sea urchin)
Lineage: Eukaryota; Metazoa; Echinodermata; Echinoidea; Camarodonta; Strongylocentrotidae
Product: 5-hydroxytryptamine receptor 1A-like
Exons: 2
Coding region: 329-976 (215 amino acids)
Biological process (GO): adenylate cyclase-activating adrenergic receptor signaling pathway
Cellular component (GO): membrane
Molecular function (GO): G protein-coupled receptor activity
Source: RefSeq, a predicted model, not a curated record